CUCUCUGCCUGUGCCUCCUCUGCCUUUACGUCUGCACUGAAAGCCUGUGUCAAUUUCUCCAGCUUCCAGGUCGUGUGGAACAGAGAUGCUGACACCACAUUACAGGGUCCCCAGUCUCCUGGUUAUCCUGCUGGGCCCCAUCCUGAUGCCUGCCAGCCGGGCCGCUAUGGACAGCCAAGCCCUGUAUGAGAUUGAGAAAGAGCCGGCAUAUUGGGAUGCACAAGCAAGGGCGACACUGGAUGCUGCGCUCAGAUUACGUCCUCAGGAGCACCAGGCCAAGAACAUCAUCCUGUUCCUGGGUGACGGAAUGGGCGUGUCCACAGUGUCAGCAGCUCGAAUCCUGCGAGGUCAGAUGGAUGGUGGAUCUGGAGAAGAGACGAUACUAGCCAUGGACACCUUUCCAUACGUGGCCCUCUCUAAGACCUACAGUGUGGACAAGCAGGUAGCAGACAGUGCCAGCACUGCUACAGCCUACCACUGCGGUGUGAAGGCCAAUGCAAAGACAGUAGGACUCAGCGCUAAAGCGGUGGCCUACGAGUGUAACACCACCUUUGGUAAUGAGGUCUACUCAGUUCUGCGGCGCGCUAAAGCACAAGGUAAAUCAGUAGGAAUAGUGACCACCACCCGUGUCCAGCAUGCUUCCCCAGCAGCCGCCUACGCCCACUCUGUCAGCCGCAGCUGGUACAGUGAUGCAGAUCUGCCUUCCAGUGCUCGCGAACAUGGUUGCGUCGACAUUGCCACCCAGCUAGUCACCAAUGUUGACAUUGAUGUGAUUCUCGGUGGAGGCAGGAUGUACAUGACUCCAAAAGGCACCCCAGACCCAGAGUACCCUACCUCCAACUCCCGCAAGGGGGACCGCAAAGACAAGAGGAACCUCAUUGAUGUGUGGCUGAAGGCUAAACCAAACAAGAAAUCACACUAUGUUUGGCACAGGAAGGAGUUUGAUGAGAUAAAUGUUAAAAAUACUGACCGACUCAUGGGUCUGUUUGAGCCCAAAGACAUGAGAUUUGAGGUUUUCCGAAAUAGCACGCGUGAUCCAUCCAUUGUGGAGAUGACAGAAAAGGCUAUUCAAAUACUGAAGAAAAAUCCAAAAGGAUAUUUCCUGUUUGUGGAAGGAGGGAGAAUCGAUCACGGUCACCACGAUGGCAUUGCCAAACUGGCACUGACAGAAGCUGUGAUGUUUGACCGUGCCAUUCAUCGUGCUGCACAGCUCACCAGAGAAUCAGACACACUGACUGUGGUCACUGCUGACCACUCUCAUGUCUUCACCUUUGGUGGCAACACGGCUCGAGGAAACCCCAUCUUUGGAUUAGCCCCAAAGAAAGCUGACGACCAAAUGCCUUUCACUAGCAUCCUGUAUGCCAAUGGCCCAGGUUACGUCCAUAUAAAUGGAACUAGAGAGAACAUCACUUUGGUGGAUUACUAUGAUGAGGAGUACAUGCAGCAGGCUGCUGUGCCACUGGAUGCUGAGACACAUGGUGGGGAGGAUGUGGCCAUCUAUGCCAAAGGACCAAUGGCUCACCUGUUCCAUGGUGUAAAGGAGCAGAAUUAUGUGGCACAUGUCAUGGCCUACGCUACCUGUUUGGAGCCUUACACAAACUGUCCUCCUCACACGCACCGUCACACUCAUUCCUCCUCUGGCUCUGUGAACACACCUUCCAGCCUCUUGUUUUUCCUUCUCUGUGUUCUCUUGUUGUUCAGAUGACCCCGCCCAAUCCGGCACACGUGUUACUUUGUAUAAAUGUAGCAAUAUGCACUAAACACUCGCAGGGUAUGCAUGUGCACUGUAUGUGCACAGGCUGUCAACUUAGAAUCCAGGGAUAAAAGUACUGUAUUUCUUAAGAGAAAAAAAGAUUCUCUGUACGUCCAUAUUUACAUGCACAGUUAACCAAACAUGCAUGCAAGCGUAGGCUUAACUUGCAUGUGCUAACUCUAUUCAGGUGCAUACCAACAGCUAUGCAGGAACCUCAAGCUACUACAUAUGCAAAUUAACCAUAAUUCAUAUGUAAACAGCCCUCCGUGUGUUUCCACUGCAGAGCCAUCAAAACUUGUUGUAUUUUAUUAAAGGCAAUUACAGCCUAUAUGUACAUAUGUGACGUCUAACAUGCACUAACUUUUUUCAUUAUUAAGUGUGAGUUUUGCCCAUUAUGUUUUUCUCCAGUUAAAUACAUUCAGUGUAAUCUAAAGCUUUGGACAGCAUAAACUGAAACAAACAGAUUUGAGCUAAUUUUUUUCUAUUGGCCACGUAUACAGGGCACAGAGCUGUAACAUGAUCAUCACUGUCCAGGUGAAAUAAAAUACGAUAAUGUAAUCCUGAAUUAUGAGCCGUCAUGGCGAGUACCAGCGUUAUCAGACCUGAGAAGAAAUCAGAAAGACUGCGUUAAAAUAUCUGCCCUUCAUUAUGUGUCUUGACCUUAAUAGCUCCUAACCUUUUAUGUUUCUCUGUUAAAUUGCCUGUCACUUGAUACCAUAAUCUAUUGGAUUGUAAACGAAUGUAUUUUAUAAGCAAGUUGAAAAUGUAUUUUCAUACUAUUUCUUUUCCUACAGAUGUGUAGGCAUAGAACAUCUGGUUUUCUUUGUAAAAUCGUUCUCCAUUUGAUAGAAAAUAUUUUGGGUAAUGCCCAACUUUAUGGGUCAUUUCAUUUAAUAAAGAUUGCCAAGAAAGAGCAUAUGUGUUUUUACAUUUUCUGGAUUGGCUGUGUUCCAGAGUAAGCGUAUUACAUUGUUGCCCAAACUUUUAAGAAAAGAUUUAGAUACUGAUGCUAACAUUUUGAAUGUGGAAACUGAAACUCCUGUUAAGCCCUCCAACAGAGUCUGUGAAAUAAUGAUA
Messenger RNA from Maylandia zebra (zebra mbuna), 2830 nucleotides. RefSeq names its product alkaline phosphatase, intestinal, tandem duplicate 1 (gene alpi.1). Gene Ontology annotation, biological process: dephosphorylation. NCBI's taxonomy places the organism in Eukaryota, Metazoa, Chordata, Actinopteri, Cichliformes, Cichlidae. Gene Ontology annotation, molecular function: alkaline phosphatase activity. Gene Ontology annotation, cellular component: plasma membrane. The record is from RefSeq and is a predicted model, not a curated record.